AUGAACACCACAAAUCCCCUAUCCCUCCUAACAUUCCUCCUCUUCCUCACACACACCCACGCCCUCACCACCGCCCGAGUCUGGACGCACUUCUACCCAUCCUGUCCCACCGACAACGACCCCAACAUGGCCGCCUACGAAACCGCCGAACUAUCACCCCCCGAAAUCGACAUCCACGCCGGAACCUGCCAGGGCAUCGCGACGCCAUCCAUCUACCGCAACGCAGUCAACCACGUCUCCAUCGACGCCGAGAUCUUCUGGGCCGAGCCCUUCGAUACCUGCAAUAUCACCGUCCACGAAGUGCCGGAGUGUAUUGAUCCGCCGCUUAUCGUGAAGGAAAUUAGGAACCGCGUCGCGGUUAGUGAGUGUGAGAGGAGGAAUUUUGCGGCGUAUUCGCAGGUGUGGGUGAAGUUGGAGUGUGGGGAGGUUGGAGUCGGACAGCAGCAGAAGCAGUAUUCGCAUCGGCCGUUGCUGAAUGCUGGGUUGGGGAGCAGUAAUGGGACUGCGAGGAAUGGGACUUUUGCUUUGCGGAAGUCGUGGAUGAAUCGAUUGGCUCGACUUCCCAUUGCUUGA
Molecule: messenger RNA, 573 nt
Organism: Aspergillus wentii DTO 134E9
Lineage: Eukaryota; Fungi; Ascomycota; Eurotiomycetes; Eurotiales; Aspergillaceae
Exons: 2
Coding region: 1-573 (190 amino acids)
Source: RefSeq, a predicted model, not a curated record